GGAUUCCGCCUCCAUCCCCCCAAAUCACCAAAUCCAAACAACACAAAGAGAGGAGGCUCCAAGAUUUAGGGCGUCGUCUCGACGGUUUGCUUUCGAUCGGAAGACAUGAGAGCGAAAGAAAUGGCCGAAAGCGAUGUGACGGCAGCGGAGCGAAGGGUUUGCGUGACCGGCGGCAACGGCUUCAUCGGCUCAUGGAUCGUGCAUGGCCUCCUCGCUAAGGGGUACACCGUCACCGCUACCUAUCACCCGGCCACCGACCCCUCCCACCUCCGCUCCCUCCCCGGCGGCGACGACAGCCGGCGCCUCAUCGUCCGCCCCGCCGACCUCCUCGAUGCUGAAGCCAUCGCCGCCGCCGUCGCUGGGUGCCGCGCUGGCGUCAUCCACGUGGCCUCGCCCUGCACCCUGGAAACCCCGCGGGACCCGCAGCGGGAUCUGGUCGCCCCGGCUGUGGAGGGGACACUCAACGUGCUGGAGGCGGCGCGGGCGGCGGGGGCGUCGCGGGUGGUGAUAACGUCCUCCAUCUCCUCUAUGGUGCCGAACCCGAGGUGGGCUUUGGACCACCCCGGCAGGCCCGUCGACGAGGAGUGUUGGACCGACCUCGACUACUGCAAGGCUCACCAGAAAUGGUACCCAGUGUCUAAGACAACGGCAGAAAAGGUGGCAUGGGAAUAUGCACAAAAGCAUGGGUUGGAUAUUGUGACCAUUAAUCCAUCUACAUGCCUUGGUCCACUCUUGCAGCCGACUCUCAAUGCUAGCUCUGCUGUGCUCCAACAACUCUUACAAGGGUCAAAAGACAGCCAGGAGUAUCACUGGCUGGGUUGUGUGCAUGUGUGUGAUGUUGCUGAUGCUCAUAUCUUGCUCUUAGAGACACCAAGUGCAUCUGGUCGUCAUCUAUGCACUAAUGGCAUAUAUCAGUUUAAGGACUUUGCUGAAACUGUUGAUAAGCUAUGUCCUGGAUAUAAUGUACACAGGUUUACAGAAGAAACUCAGCCAGGACUUGUAGCACUCAAAGAUGCAGCAAAGAAGCUGCUCGAGCUAGGCCUCGUCUUCAGACCGAUAGAAAAUGCAAUAAAAGACUCUCAAGAGAGCCUGAUAGCAAAGGGCUACCUUGCUCCACCUACCCAAUAAAUCCAAUGCUGUUGAUCUUUUCCAUUAUGGUCAUGGAAUUAACCUUGUUUCAUAAAUUGUUAAUACCAGUGACUAAGAUCUUUGUUCUAAAAAAUAAAUUUGGUGUAGUUCUUAUUUCAACUUGGAAUUCUGUUUU
Molecule: messenger RNA, 1264 nt
Organism: Musa acuminata subsp. malaccensis (wild Malaysian banana)
Lineage: Eukaryota; Viridiplantae; Streptophyta; Magnoliopsida; Zingiberales; Musaceae
Product: cinnamoyl-CoA reductase 1
Molecular function (GO): oxidoreductase activity, acting on the CH-OH group of donors, NAD or NADP as acceptor
Source: RefSeq, a predicted model, not a curated record